Messenger RNA from Staurois parvus, 630 nucleotides. NCBI's taxonomy places the organism in Eukaryota, Metazoa, Chordata, Amphibia, Anura, Ranidae. The record is from the annotation of a GenBank genome assembly.
GGCUGCCUGUGUAUCCCAAGUACUCUCUUCAGCAUUCAAGCCCCUGGCUGCCUGUGUAUCCCAAGUACUCUCCUCAGCAUUCAAGCCCCUGGCUGCCUGUGUAUCCCAAGUACUCUCUUCAGCAUUCAAGCCCCUGGCUGCCUGUGUAUCCCAAGUACUCUCUUCAGCAUUCAAGCCCCUGGCUGCCUGUGUAUCCCAAGUACUCUCUUCAGCAUUCAAGCCCCUGGCUGCCUGUGUAUCCCAAGUACUCUCCUCAGCAUUCAAGCCCCUGGCUGCCUGUGUAUCCCAAGUACUCUCUUCAGCAUUCAAGCCCCUGGCUGCCUGUGUAUCCCAGGUACUCUCCUCAGCAUUCAAGCCCCUGGCUGCCUGUGUAUCCCAGGUACUCUCCUCAGCAUUCAAGCCCCUGGCUGCCUGUGUAUCCCAGGUACUCUCCUCAGCAUUCAAGCCCCUGGCUGCCUGUGUAUCCCAGGUACUCUCCUCAGCAUUCAAGCCCCUGGCUGCCUGUGUAUCCCAAGUACUCUCUUCAGCAUUCAAGCCCCUGGCUGCCUGUGUAUCCCAAGUACUCUCUUCAGCAUUCAAGCCCCUGGCUGCCUGUGUAUCCCAAGUACUCUCUUCAGCAUUCAAGCCCCU